AAAAUGGGAAAAUAAUUUGGCAACAGAGCACAGCAAGCAUAGCAGUUUACUUGUCUAGUUGAAAGUGAACAGAUCAAAUAAGAAAUAUAUUAAGACCCAAGAAAAUUCAUAUUUAUUUACUCCAGGCAUGAAUCACAUAAUGCAAAAAUGUAUACUGACUAUGGAGGAGGAAUCUCGGCAUAUAAAUCUGACAAAACGAUGUGGUGGCGUCAGUUGUAUUUCACGGAAGCGAUCGAUUCCUUGGGAGGAGAACACACCUGAGAAUUUUUCCGCAAAACGAGCACGAAAGCAGAUCCCAAACAGGAAGUUAAAAAUAAGUAGGGAUCCUGAGGUUCCAAAUAAUUUUUUGAUAGAUUUGCCAGUAUUAGGAAAAUUAUCAAGCCCAAUUGUUCCAGGCGUCAGUGGUAUUUCUCGGAAGCGAUCGAUUCCCUGGGAUGAGAACACACCUGAGAAUUUUUCAGCAAAACGAGCACGAAAGCAGAUCCCAAAAAGGAUGUUAAAAAUAAGUAGGGAGCCUGAGGUUCCAAAUGAUUUUUUGAUAGAUUUGCCAGUAUUGCUUGACACUGACCCCAGUGAUUGGGAGGAAGGUUCUCCAAAAUCAGAGCUUCAGGCGGCCAAAUCCAAAACUGAAGAUAGCAGAAAUCUGUUUACCUAUCAGCAAUUAAAACUUAUUUGCUGUGAAAUGAUGAAUCAAUGCGAGAAUCGAGUAGUGCAGGAAUAUGAAGUAGCAUUGACUCAAAAAAUGGCAGAGCAGUAUGAUACAUUCAUCAAGUUCAACCACGACCAAUUGCAGCGAGAAUGUGAACAUAAGGCCAGUUAUUUGUUGUAGUGAAGACUAUAUUUUUAUUUUUUUUUUCGAAAAUUGUUUAUAUUAGUUAUCAAAGAAUGAAGUAAUAUCUUUGCAGCAAUAAACUGGAUUUAUAUUGUA
This is a messenger RNA of Drosophila yakuba, 928 nucleotides long. Its product is annotated as akirin. Gene Ontology annotation, molecular function: transcription coregulator activity. Lineage: Eukaryota; Metazoa; Arthropoda; Insecta; Diptera; Drosophilidae. Bases 128 to 829 code for a protein of 233 amino acids. Gene Ontology annotation, cellular component: nucleus; chromatin. The record is from RefSeq and is a predicted model, not a curated record. The transcript has 2 exons. Gene Ontology annotation, biological process: positive regulation of innate immune response; positive regulation of transcription by RNA polymerase II.